This is a messenger RNA of Phragmites australis (common reed), 1001 nucleotides long. RefSeq lists its product as uncharacterized. The transcript has a single exon. Lineage: Eukaryota; Viridiplantae; Streptophyta; Magnoliopsida; Poales; Poaceae. The record is from RefSeq and is a predicted model, not a curated record. The coding region runs from base 212 to 814 and encodes 200 amino acids.
UUUGUGUCAAUUCAAAAAUCCAUUUGAUAGUAAAACACAGAACCUUUGCUUGCUUUCCUUGUGCAGGUUUGUUAAUUGUAAAGGGAGAGAGGGAGGGAGGAGCGGGACUAGCUUCCCUCUUUCAUGCUUGCCUCAUCAUGGCUUCUUUCUCCUUUAGCAUCACUGCAUCAUUUGUGCCACUAAAGCUCCUUCCCUUGUGACCAAUUUCUUGAUGCCUCCCAGCUCCCAAAUGGCAAUACAACUCACACUCAUACUCAUUUCAUGUAGCCUUUACAGUAUGUAUUCUUCUUCUUUCACGGCAUCCUCAUCGCUCGCAUUGCUGGUUCUUGUCAUCUCCACCUGCCUCUCCUUGCUCUUCUCCAACCUCAGACAGCUGCUCAAAGCCAACACCCACAAAGGUCAGACUCCCCCUUCCAUGGAGGAGGCUGUGCAUCAGGAGAAGAACAUUGUGCCACAACAUGAGGUGCCUGAUGAUGGGCCAGAGGAUUUGACGGGAAGCUUAUCGGAUUCUUCAGAUUGCACUGUGAACGACGAAGAGCGCACCGAGGAGGGCUCGAUGUCAGACGACGUCGAUGACGACGAUGAGAGUCUCAUUGAGAUCUCUCUUGUUGAUGGGCACUAUGCGGGCGUGGGGCAAGGUGAGAAAUAUGCAUUCAAGGAGAAGGACCUCCUCACUGAAUUCUUGCCUGAUUUGGUGCUUGACAAGAGAGACUUCAUCGACAUCUUGUCGGAGAUCAGCGAGGAGGACAGCCUGAUUGAGAUUGACAUUGCAAGAGGCUCCAUCAAGUGCUCGAACUUCGGUAUCAAGGCGUGAACUUACCAAAGGUUUGGAGAAGCUGAAAUCGUCCUCGGCAUUGCUUCAUAGCUUUGAUCAGGGAAAGGUAGUAGGUUGUACUUGGCCUACAUGUAAUGCUUUAAGGUGUUUGUUCACAAGAACUUAUAAUUUUCUUUUGUGAUUCUUGGGUGAAAGCCUUGUUGCAUCUUUUGAUUGCGCUUUAAUU